Molecule: messenger RNA, 2472 nt
Organism: Neltuma alba
Lineage: Eukaryota; Viridiplantae; Streptophyta; Magnoliopsida; Fabales; Fabaceae
Product: disease resistance protein At4g27190-like
Exons: 5
Coding region: 1-2472 (823 amino acids)
Source: RefSeq, a predicted model, not a curated record
AUGGAGAAAACAAGGAAUUGGGUUUUAGCCAACAUUGAGAAAUUGUUAGAUUCUUGUUUGUUAAUGCAUACCAGCAAGCAGGCACAUGUAAAAUUACAUGAUGUGGUUCGAGAUGUAGCCUUGUGGAUUGCAAAGGAGCAAUGUCAAGAAGUUCUAGUGGACAACCAAGAAAUUUCAAAGAUGUUAAUUGGUAACCACCAAAGUUUGGAAGAUACAAAGACAGUGUCAUUGUGGAAUUUGGAUGAGGAUUUCGAGCUCUCUAAACAAUUGCAUUUUCCAAAACUUGAGAUUCUGCUACUUCAACCUGAUGGGUUCAUUCGAGAUAUUGGAGCAAUGGAGUCACUCAAAGUCUUGGCACUCAUAAGACAUGGAUUUGAGUGGGAAUUGCGGAGGUGGUAUCCAACUUUGGUUUCAAUUCCACAAUCAAUUGUAUCACUAACUAAUCUUCACACCUUAUGCCUUAGAGGGAAAAAUUUGGGGGACAUAUCUCUUUUGGGUGAACUUAAAGGAUUGGAGAUUCUUGACUUACGUGGUUCUCAAUUUGAUGAAUUACCUGCUGGAAUUGUAGAUAUGAAAAUGCUGAAACUUUUGGAUAUAUUUGGUUGUCAAAUUGAGAAAAGUCCUUUAGAAGUAAUUGGAAGAUGUGAGCAGCUUGAAGAAUUAUACUUUUGGGACCACAAAUCUGUCAUCCCAGAAAUUCUCUCUCUUUCAAAUUUGAAGAGUCUUGAACAAGUGUUUCAAGAUUCAUCUAUUGGCUGCUCUCUCCCCAUGUUACAAGAGCUAUGGAUACGGAGUUGUCCUGAAUUGAGAAUCUGUAUCUUCUCUCAUGGCACUGUUACGAGCCUGCCAAAGUUGAGAAGACUUCAUAUUGACAGCUGUGGCAAAGUGAAAUGGCUAUUGUCUUAUUCCCAGGCUUCUUAUUGUCCUUUACUGAAGGAAAUAAUUAUAAGCAAUUGCUCUGAAUUUGAGAAGCUUAUUGAUGAAGAAGCUACACAUGGGGAUCCACUGCUUCAUGAUAAGCAAUAUUAUCCAUAUGGAAAGGAAACUGACAGUGCUUAUGUGGGCGUUACAGCAAAAAGAUUCAAUCAGUUGCAAAAUCAACAAUCCUUGAUCCUUUUUCUCAGGUUGAAAAGUCUACAAAUUAGAAGGAGUGGAAAAAAGAAAGGUAUAUUGGAAAUCCAAGUCAGAGAAAGAGUAGAAGAUGAUGAAGAAUCUAUUAAAGCACAAGAACCGCUAAAGGUGGAGUCAGAGUUGAGUGAAUUAAAAUUAGAUGAUCUACCAAAAUUAGAAUAUAUUUGGAAGGGCCCCACCCAAAUCGUGAGCCUCCAUAAACUUGAAGAUGUUUCAUUGGGAGACUGCCCAAAAUUAAAAAGUAUCUUCACUCUUGCUAUUGUUGCAAGCCUUCCAGAGUUGAGAAGACUUGAAGUAGAUGAGUGCGAGGAAUGGGAGGGAAUAUUUUGUGAAGAAUCACUCAAAAACCUCUCUUCUUCUAAUAUUUGCUUCCCUAAACUCAAGAGGAUUGUCAUAUAUGAUUGCAACAGAGUUAGAUGGUUGUUAUCUUAUUCUCUGGCAUCUCAUUGUCCUUCACUAGAGGAUAUAAGUAUACUCCGUUGCUCUGAAUUAGAGGGGCUUAUUGGUGAAGAAGCUGCACAUGGGGAUCCACUACUUCAUGAUAUGCAAGAUCAUCCACAGCAACCUUUGAUCCGAAAUUGUUCUGAACCUGAGAGGCUUGUUGAAGAAGCAGCAUCAUAUGGGGAUCGACUCCCACUUCUCAAACUGAAGGAAUUAUUUUUGCAGUCAUUGCCGAAAUUGAGAGAGAUCUUCCCUCACAAGCAUGACAAUGACACAGUGAGGGUGGUGAAGUCAGAAUUGUAUUCGCUAUCGUUACUUGAUCUACCGGAGUUAGAAUAUAUUUGGAAAGAUCCCAUACAAAUUUUGAGCUUCCAUAGACUUGAAAUGAUUAAACUAUGGGGAUGCCCAAGAUUAAGAAGUACAUUUACUGUUGCUAUUGUUACAAGCCUUCCAGAGUUGUGUUACAUGGAAGUAAGAGGAUGCAAUGAAUGGGAGGGAAUAUUUUGUGAAGAGUCACUUAAGAAUCUGUCUACUACUUCCACUGUUUGCUUCCCCAAACUUGAGAGCAUUCGUAUAUAUGAUUGCCACAAAGUGAGAAGGGUGUUCUCAUAUUCUCUGGCAUCUCAUUGUCCUUCAUUGGAGGAAUUAUAUAUAGGGAAUUGCUGUCAACUAGAGAGGGUUGUUGAAGCUUAUGAAAGUGAAGUAGCUGCUCAUCAUCAUCAAAUCUUGUUUCCGAAACUGAAUGUUUUGGAACUUAGGGAGUUGCCAGAGUUGAGAGAGAUUUAUGAAGGUUAUGAAUUCAACCACCUUUCUGGUACUAUAACAAUAGAAGAUUGUCCAAACAUAUCAAAAAUCUCAAAAAUCCCAUUAGAAGACAAGCCCUCGUCAUCAGGUUGGUAG